Messenger RNA from Fomitiporia mediterranea MF3/22, 1628 nucleotides. RefSeq names its product zf-DHHC-domain-containing protein. Gene Ontology annotation, cellular component: endoplasmic reticulum; Golgi apparatus. The record is from RefSeq and is a predicted model, not a curated record. Gene Ontology annotation, molecular function: protein-cysteine S-palmitoyltransferase activity. Gene Ontology annotation, biological process: protein targeting to membrane; peptidyl-L-cysteine S-palmitoylation. The coding region runs from base 67 to 1404 and encodes 445 amino acids. The transcript is spliced from 6 exons. Lineage: Eukaryota; Fungi; Basidiomycota; Agaricomycetes; Hymenochaetales; Hymenochaetaceae.
GGCCCCUUUGUUCUUCCCUCUACGUACAUUUAUUCACGUUGACCUCACCGUAGUCGAGGGUGCAUAAUGCCUUUGUUGACCUUGCAGACAAGUGCUCGUGCCCCUUAUGAAAGGCUCUCAGACCUUCCCUCGGCCAGCGAGGACGAUGACUCUGUACUCGACGAUGGCCAAGAGGACGGACGGCCAGCGAAGAAGAAGCGAUGGUGGAUGUACCUUCCCUUACUCAUGCUUGUCAUUCUCUUGUUCGCACCGCAAUACAACAUACUGGUCAUGCUCGUCUCAUACUACCUGACUAUACACGAUUCUCCGUUUCUCUUCGCAGUCCACUUGUCGAUCAUAUACCUCUUUACCUUCUUGGCUUCCUGUUCACUCCUCGUAUGUGUCGUGCGCGAUCCAGGCGCCAUUCGUGUCGGUGAAGAUGCCGGUCCUGAUUCUAACAUGCAGGACACUGAAGAUGAAAAUGAAGAAACGGACAUGGUUGAUGCGCUUCGCAUGAGCCCUAACUCCAAGACCAGAAAAGGGCAACCUGAACCCUUUGACGAUGACUUCAAUGCCCCACACAAAUGGUGCAGGAAAUGCUGGGCACCAAAGCCAGAAAGGACACAUCACUGUUCUGCUUGUGGACGCUGUGUUCUCAAGAUGGAUCACCAUUGCCCAUGGCUCGCUCAAAAAUGCGUGGGACACUGGACUUAUACAGCCUUCCUCCAUUUCCUUCUUUGUAUAUCCCUCCUUUCUUCGUAUAUCGCGCUUCUUGCAGGCCGGAUUGUCUACGUCGCGUUUUUAAAUCCCUUCCUUGUGAACGAACGAACGGCCCUUCACGCUCUCUUCCUCUCAAUAUACGGCGCUAUAUUUUCUCUUGUCGUUGGCUCUUUCUUCCUUUGGCAUGUAUACCUCGCUUCAACCAAUCAAACGACCAUAGAGAACAUAUCUCCUUUCCUCCUCCUGCGCUAUCUCCCAAGCUCACCUGCCAUCCAUACACUGCCCGAAGCAUCUACACCUCUGGCAACCGCAGGUAGCAUCCCUCCAUUUCCCCCACAACCCUCCCUCCAUCCUUCAUCCCGACCAAGUACUCCUCCAGAUCCCACAUACGCUUCCCUCCACGUCCCAACAACCCCAACCAGCCAAGCUCAACUCCGACUCCAUGAACACCAGCUUAACGCCUCCCAACGCCGACACGUCCGUUACGCACAUAGCCAAAUUCGUCUAUACGACGUCGGCUUUCGCGCAAAUUGGGCCCAAAUAAUUGGGGUUGGGAAGAAGCGCGGAUGGCGUGGGGUGGUGUAUAAGCUUAUUUGCGGUGGAGGUGGUGCAGGAAACGGUAAGACGUUUCCGAGGAAUCCGCGUGCUGAGGGUAUGUUGGCGAGGCUGGCUGCGGAACUUGCCAGUGAGGAUAAGAUUGAUUGAGGUUGGUCUGUUGUGUUGUGUUGAUUGGUCGGGUGGAUUUGGACUAUCUUUUUUAUUUCUUUGUGCUGUUGUUAUUUAGAAUUUGUUUUUCUUCUCACUAUUUUAUCAAGAUUUCGUUCUGGUCGUCAUUGCUUAUAGCUUUGCUUUGUGGAUAUCAUCUUAUACGGUACUAGUUUCAUGCCUAUUAGCGACUGUACAUUUGCACAAUGGACACUGUUACGAUA